AUGCAUACACAACACUCUAGUAUAGCUCCAUACGCGAUUGUUAACACACGCAAGGAUAAAAGUACACAUACAGAUACAGAUACAGAUACACAUACAGAUACAGAUACAGAUACAGAUACAGAUACAGAUGCAGAUGCAGAUACAGAUACAGAUACAGAUACAGAUACAGAUACAGAUACAGAUACAGAUACAGAUACAGAUACAGAUACAGAUACAGAUACAGAUACAGAUACAGAUACAGAUACAGAUACAGAUACAGAUACAGAUACAGAUACAGAUACAGAUACAGAUACAGAUACAGAUACAGAUACAGAUACAGAUACAGAUACAGAUACAGAUACAGAUACAGAUACAGAUACAGAUACAGAUACAGAUACAGAUGCAGAUGCAGAUGCAGAUGGAGUUGCAGAUGGCGUUGCAGAUGCAAAUACAAAUACAAAUAUAAUUACGAGGCAGAAACAGAGAGCUUAG
Molecule: messenger RNA, 471 nt
Organism: Dufourea novaeangliae
Lineage: Eukaryota; Metazoa; Arthropoda; Insecta; Hymenoptera; Halictidae
Product: clumping factor B-like
Exons: 1
Coding region: 1-471 (156 amino acids)
Source: RefSeq, a predicted model, not a curated record